AUGGCCAAAGGCCAGAUCUUGGACGAAGUGAUCGAGUACUGCGGGUCCGUGAUCAUUGCGCCGCAGGAUAGGGCUCGGAGAGCGCAGUCGGUGUGGAUGCACUCGUGUGCCAAUCCAUUAUCAACAACCGCUUCAGUGGCGGCAGACUGGGUGUCAUUCAUGUUAAUAGGAAAGCAAGUUUCCAAUGGCGUCGAUGACCAGGGCCGUCUGGAUGCGAACGUCACGCAGCGUCACGCUGUCGAUGAAGGCGGCCUCGGCGUCGAAUACUUGGUUCAACGCCUCAAUGGCCAGACUCAUGUGGCCGGCAGCAGGGAAGAUGGCGGCGCCGUCCAGCUGACAGGGUUAGCGAAGGACUAG
Molecule: messenger RNA, 357 nt
Organism: Aspergillus tanneri
Lineage: Eukaryota; Fungi; Ascomycota; Eurotiomycetes; Eurotiales; Aspergillaceae
Exons: 2
Coding region: 1-357 (118 amino acids)
Source: RefSeq, a predicted model, not a curated record